Molecule: messenger RNA, 2069 nt
Organism: Pseudo-nitzschia multistriata
Lineage: Eukaryota; Bacillariophyta; Bacillariophyceae; Bacillariales; Bacillariaceae
Source: the annotation of a GenBank genome assembly
CGGAUCCUUCAUUAUUCUGUGCACGCAUCAUUCUGCGCACGCCUGGUAGCUAUCCUCAAUGAAAUCAGUCAUAAAAUCACAAGACCGGCAAGCAACAGCGGUAUCUGCCAAUAUUCAGAUGCCAACCGCCAGGUACCGGUAUUGCAAUUCCGUAUGGUACGAUUUGGAACACAAAAGCAAAACAGCACAACCUAAAACUCGUCAUGGCGACGAGCAAUAACUGUUCCAGCUCCGACAGUCCGACCAGCACCAGCAGUAGAGACAGAGCUAGCGUCCAAACCGGAGAAAGGAACCAACGGAACGAACGACAGCAGCGCAACCAACGGCGUUUGCUGCUGCGGUUUGUCCUGGAGCACCGGCACAAAUUCCCCGGCAGGCUGUCUCGGGCAAUCGAACGCGCAAGGUGCACAAGCGCGGGCCGUGCAAACGGCGUCCCUCCGACGACACCGGAGGCACCGCUCGUGCCGUCCCCCGGCACGACCAGCGACAGCGACAGCGAUUUUCUCUCGCGGAUCCGGCGCGACUUCGAGGAGUGGCUCUUUUCCGAACCAUCGAAAUCCAACUAUAGACCCCCCGCCCAGAGAAACAGCAGCAGGGUUGGCGAAGAGCAGCGCCAGGCCUCGCGGUUGGAGUUGCGGUCGAAUGCGAAUGCGAAUGCGGAUGAGAACGACAGCGAGAGCGAGACCGCAACGGCGAGUGAUAUCGCCGUUUCGGGCCUCGACGACCGCGUGGAUACCCAGGAUCAAGUGGAGUUGGCCUUGCGGUGUUUCCCCGAGGUGUUGACGGCGAGGCGAUUCGGCCUGUAUCCUAUCUUCUGGUUGGCGAAAUCCAUUCACUCGGUGUCCUUCAUACCUUUGUUUGCCAAGAUUGGAAACGAAUCGGGGCUCUUUCAGGACUUUGAGAGGGGUGGUCUGGUGUUCGGGGGUUGUGGCAAGUACAUCAAUGUGUUUUCACAGCUCGCCGCAGGUGUUGCCGACGCCGGUCACCGGAACAAUGCAAGCAACAACGACCACGACCAGGCCUACCACCGGCUCGUGGACGAAAAAUUUCUCGCAAGCAUCAAAGACCUCCGCGAGAGCCGGCUCAUGGAGAAGAAGGAUAUUGCCAACCACGAUCUCCUCGGGGCACUCCACCGGCAGUCGAUAUUUCCGGAGCAACGCUUCCGGUACCUCGUCGAUUGGGACCCCCGCAACACGCUCCUGAAAAAGAAAGCGUACGGGACGACGUUGUCGUGGGACCUGGUGUCUCGCUACAUCAUCAACAACAUUGGCGAAAACCAUCUCGUGACCGGGCAUUCCCACCACACCGUCCACAACCAAAGCAAUCACAACCGUAACAGCAAAAACAGCCACAACCACAACAAAAGCAACCACAAUGGUCCACAGCAGUGUGCCACCGCCGGGGUAGAGAUGCUCUUCGAACUAGCCCUGAAAUAUUUUCCGAUCGAAACGGGUUUUUUGUUUCACAAGUGCGAUGUCAGACGACGAAAGCGUCACACACGGGGGGUCACAGACUACUAUUUCUUAUACUGCGACGACGCCACUCUCAAGAGACGAUGCUGCCGAAAACACACACUGGGCAGCAGCAGGAGGUCCUUGUCGCCGUCUUCGUCGUCGCCACAACCGGGCGUUGCGCGAGAGAAUCACGAACACGGAUUCUUCGAGCAGCGAUCUGCGUCGUCGUCGUUGCCAACAACCAACACGGCGACCACAAAAGGCACGACAAAAACAAGAGCGACAGUGACCAAAACAAUGACGCCAUACCGGAUUGCCUGCGAGAUAUACGGGAUCGAAUGCGCCAACAAGAUACUAGAAACCGCCCUCGCGGGUGUCAUCGACGGCACUAGCAAUGUGGCGUCGUCGUCCACCGCGAACAGCAGCAGCAACGAUGACGACGUCAUGGCCAUGGCCUUGAUCAACGCCGCUAGCGAUCCAAACGUGGAUCUGGACUGCGUCUACAUUCUUCUCCAACGCGACCCGGGGCUUUGCAAACCAAACGGAAAGAGAAACUAACGACAAUCAUGCCAUACUAGAAACGACGCACAAGCUUAUGCGGGGUAGUUUACAAAG